GCAGAGGGAACCUGAUCCCGAGGCCAUACCCCGUAGCUCCCCCGCACGCCGUGACGCAGCCCAGCGAGUUGACCGGCGCCGCCACGGGACGUUACACGCCAACCAACAACCACGCGGCGGGAGCGGGACCACGGCGGUGCAGCGGUGGCGGCGGCGGCCGGCAAGCGAGAGCGAUCCCCCGCGUGGGCCGCACGCUGCGUUUACAAGCGUUCACACCCUCCGGCCUCGGCAUAUUUCUACCCCCCGCGCGGCCCACCCGCUCCAUCGUUCUUCCGUCCGUUCGUGAGUUCGUCGCCGUCUCCACGCUACCGCUUCCGCAACCACCCGCUCCCUUCCUUCCUCCCCUCCGGGAGACCACCGCCCGCCCCCCGCACCCGCACCCUCGCCGUUCUCCCCCUUCCCGCGCUCCAGGAUGGCCGCCGCCUCGUCCGCCGCCUCCGUCCACGACUUCACCGUCAAGGAUUCGAGUGGAAAAGACGUGAACCUGAGUACCUACAAGGGGAAGGUUCUCCUCAUCGUUAACGUCGCAUCCCAAUGUGGCUUAACUAACUCCAACUAUACUGAGCUGAGCCAGCUGUAUGAGAAGUACAAGGACCAAGGCUUUGAGAUAUUGGCUUUCCCAUGCAAUCAGUUUGGUGGGCAGGAACCUGGCUCCAACGAGGAGAUUGUCCAGUUUGCCUGUACUCGCUUCAAGGCCGAGUAUCCCAUUUUUGACAAGGUUGAUGUCAAUGGUAGCAAUGCUGCGCCCCUGUACAAGUAUCUGAAGUCCAACAAAGGUGGCCUUUUCGGUGACAGCAUCAAGUGGAACUUCUCCAAAUUCUUGGUUGACAAGGAGGGUCGUGUGGUGGAUCGCUAUGCUCCCACCACCUCCCCUCUGAGUAUCGAGAAGGAUAUCAAGAAGCUGCUUGGGAGCUCUUAAACCAUUAGGCCGGGAACUAUAGAACAACCUGCGCUUCUGCGCUGUAUUCAGCACUUGAAACUAAGAGUCCUCUUAAUAAAUUGGUGAUCUUACACUUCACAGGUUGCAUUUGCUCUAUAUUCCUUGCAUCCUGAACCCUUAUUGUACUCUGUACCUAGUUCAUGUCAAUAAAUUUUCUUCUUGUAUCUGAUGUGUAUGCAUCUCCUUGGAUUCUUUGUCGGUGUGCAUUGUUUUGUUCGUUUAUUAAGAUUGAUUCCGCCACAAAAA
Molecule: messenger RNA, 1186 nt
Organism: Oryza brachyantha (malo sina)
Lineage: Eukaryota; Viridiplantae; Streptophyta; Magnoliopsida; Poales; Poaceae
Product: probable phospholipid hydroperoxide glutathione peroxidase
Exons: 6
Coding region: 413-919 (168 amino acids)
Biological process (GO): response to oxidative stress
Cellular component (GO): cytosol
Molecular function (GO): glutathione peroxidase activity
Source: RefSeq, a predicted model, not a curated record